Galendromus occidentalis (western predatory mite) is the source of this 1958-nucleotide messenger RNA. RefSeq names its product Beclin-1-like Atg6 (gene Atg6). The record is from RefSeq and is a predicted model, not a curated record. Gene Ontology annotation, molecular function: protein-macromolecule adaptor activity; phosphatidylinositol 3-kinase binding. Lineage: Eukaryota; Metazoa; Arthropoda; Arachnida; Mesostigmata; Phytoseiidae. Bases 651 to 1958 code for a protein of 435 amino acids. The transcript has 3 exons. Gene Ontology annotation, cellular component: phosphatidylinositol 3-kinase complex, class III, type II; phosphatidylinositol 3-kinase complex, class III, type I; phagophore assembly site. Gene Ontology annotation, biological process: cellular response to nitrogen starvation; autophagosome assembly; mitophagy.
GGUCCUGCUGUUUUGAUCAAGUUUGACAAACAAUCGUAUCUGUAUCGAAUCUCUAUCUUGAAACCGCUUGGGGGUUAGAAAUGCGGAGUUGGUUCUCGGAAUAAGCAGGCAUGCUUGAGCUCUAGACGCCGAGAGAGUGUACCUCCAUGACCUCGACAAGGCAUCUUCAUAAACAUCAGAGGAGUACUUGCGUCAGCUGUAGAGACGAGAAAUUUCAACUGAUCUUCGACUAUAUGUGGCUGAAACUCCGAUGAAAGACGCCGCCUUCCUACAUUACAUCGAGUCCAAAGUGGUCGACGGCGGAGACACAGUUACUGCGAAGAAUCUAUCCGCCGAGCUGGGCAUAAACCUUCGCAAAGCUCAGAGUUUGCUGACCGACUUCGUCAGGACCUCGAAAGCCGAUCUGACUUAUUAUUUUGUGGAAGUCGGUGAUGCGACGGUCUGUCUGAAGAGCAACAGGAGCUCAGAGUUUUCACCCGAACACGUCGUUGAAGCUCUCGCGCCGGACUACCGAGCUGAGAGUCUCGUUCGAAGCGAUCUGGAAUAUCUGUUGGAGAAUCGCUUAAGAAACGUCAUACGAUUCUAGAGCUAGGGUCUCGAGCCUGCUCAAUAGAGUUCGCCAAACAGCAUAUUCUCGCAAUCCGGUCAAAAUGGCUGAGGCAUCGCAAACGACCGACGUCAGCUUCACUUGCCAGCGUUGUUCGAUGCCACUGAAAUUGGACGAAUCGUUCCGGACUGUUGACGCUCGAUUAUGUACAGAAAUCGCAGCUCCCGUUGUUCUUCUGAAGCCCUCGUCGCAGGAUGAGCCGCUGGUAUUGCCCGAGCCGUCCACGGAUGACGACACUGUUUGUAGAAAGCUGACGGCACCCCUGCGAGUGGUCGAGAGCGAAAAUUACACCGUCGUGGUAGGAGACAAUGUACAUAAGGAACCAGGUAAAUUUUCGCAACAUUUUGAGAUGACAGCUCGCUUAUUCGACGUCCUCACCGACCAAUCAGAAGUGGAGCAUCCUCUGUGCGAAGAAUGUACCGAUACGUUAAUAGACCACAUGGAGAAAGAACUCAGCACGGCCGAGAGCGAAGUGAAAGACUACAAGAGAUACCUCAGCGAGAGGAGCGACAACGACGAGGAGAGCAUCGAAGAUCUACGAGCGGAUCUCGCCAAACUCCAGGCCGAGGAGAAGGAACUGAUCGAGACCCUCCACAAAGUUGAGAGCGAGCGCGCCGCUGUCUUUCACAAGCGAGACCUACUCUUGCAGGAUAAGAAACGGCUGGAAGAAGACGAGAAGAAACAUUUCAAGGAAUACAUGGAUCUCAAACGUCAGUGGAUUUGCGCCAGCGAUGAGAAAAUCUCCGUCGAAAAUCAAUUAGCGUACGCACAGGCUCAGCUUGAUCUGUUGGCGAAGACGAAUGUCUUCAACGCGACGUUCCACAUAUGGCACGACGGUCACUUCGGGACCAUCAACGGAUUCCGACUAGGGAAACUCCCCGAUAUCCCAGUCGAUUGGAAGGAGAUCAACAUUGCGUGGGGACAGACCGUGCUCCUGAUGAACUCACUGGCAAAACGGCUGAGUUUCUCCUUUGGGAAGCAUCGCUUGGUGCCCUUCGGAGACAGAUCAUAUAUCGAGGUGGUCAGUGAGAAAGGAACUGAGAAACUACCGCUAUAUCACACGGGGGGUCUGCGUUUCAUAUACGACGUCAAGUUUGAUUUGGGCAUGGUGGCCUUCUUGGAGUGUUUGUCUCAGUUCAAGCAGGAAGUGGAGCAGCGCAACAAAAACUUCAGUCUUCCGUACAGCAUGUUGGAUGGGAAAAUUCGUGAUAACAAUUCCGAGAAGGCUUUCUCGAUCAAGUACCAGCUCAACACCGAGGAAGAAUGGACGAAGGCGCUGAAAUUCAUGCUGACAAAUCUGAAAUGGGCUGUCGCGUAUUGCAGCGCUAGUUCGAGAGACGCUCCAAGUUAA